Molecule: messenger RNA, 2942 nt
Organism: Owenia fusiformis
Lineage: Eukaryota; Metazoa; Annelida; Polychaeta; Sabellida; Oweniidae
Source: the annotation of a GenBank genome assembly
CAGGAAUAUAGCGAUCCAUAAGCGCCUUACCUACAACACGCAAAAUAUGGCGAGGCGAAAAGUACGGUUAGCAUUUGCAUCAGUAAUGAUUAUAUUAUUGGUUGUAUACGGGUUCAUCAUUAAAUUUAAACAUAUAGCAGAGAUUGAUAUCAUGUCUAAGUUGCCUAUAUAUCAGAAGGAUAGGGAUACGUUCAACCAAAUAAAGAACGAUGAUGUGGUCAAUCGGGAACCAACAAUAACCCCUUCAAAGGAAAUAGUUACGCCGUUAUUAACAUCAGGCAGUGCACGGAAAAGUCGGAAAAAUCCUAAACAGUUGUUAUUCAGUUAUAUUCCGAAAGCUGGAAGUUCAGAAAUACAAACUAUAUUAAGUAUAGUAGUUGGAGGAGAAAUCGAGAUCUUUGGAGGGAGCGAAUAUAUUAGCCGAUACCAAGCUAACAAAACUACAUUUUUUAAGAAUAAUUUCUUUCUUCAAAAUGAAAGACAGCAACUGAAACCGGAUAUGAAAUCUUCCUUUUUCGUCGUAGGGCAUGUGCAAGCCCCGUGUAAUUAUCUACUUUCGUCUUGGACAUAUGGCUCAGAUGGGAAUGGCAAUGUGUACAAGAUGGCGAAGGAUAAGAGUGUGUAUGGGGUGACACCUCCUUAUAAUAACAAAGAAGACCUAGACAGACUCACCAUGUGGUUACAAGAUAAUAAAAACAUGUAUACCAAUAGGCUUACUUACAAAUAUUUCAAAACGGCCAAGUGGAAAACAGACAUGAAUUUGCGAAGCGCAGAUUGCUGGAUUCACACCGAAAUGUUGAUCUAUGACUUGGUGAAUUGCUUGAAACGAUAUGAAAAACAAGGGGGAAAUGUAAAAUGGGAAAACUUUCGGAAGAUAAAGACGAAGAUAGAGAAUCCUAGUAAUCAUUCACAGUGUGGGGACUACUUUGACGAUGAGAGAACGGCGUUGGUUAUGGAUUCCAAUAUGAAGAUGGCAAAGAUUUUUCGAUAUGAGAGCUGUUGUGUUGAAAGUAAUACAACAUUACCUGCAGGUUUUGAAGAGCUUUGGACCAAUCAUAAUUAAGAUAUAGAAGUCCAAAAACUUAUAUUGUGGAACAGAAGUUUCGAACGUUUUAUAAGACUCGUGGUAUCUUAAUUUACAGGGUGGUAACAAAAUGAAAACGCUAAUACCAUUUUCCUCAUAUCAUUGUCAUUUUAAAAGAUAACUCCCUGAUAUUUUACACUUUUGUACAUCAUUUAAUUUGCUACCAGCCUAUUUUAUUUCAUGACCAUCAGAUUGAUAGUCACAAUGUUGCAGUAAUUUAAAGAACAUGCCCAUUGGCAACUAUUGCGUUGUGGGGAAACCUGUACUCACCGUCUAAAAUGUCUCUACCUGUUCGAAUACGGCAAAUAUAGAGUGUGUGACAAUGACAUCAGGACAAUUGCAAACCUCAAAAGUGAGAUCAUUCGUGUCAUUCAGGCGAUACCUGCUGAGGACUGCAUUCGGGUAAUUGAUAACUGGGCUGUUUUGCCUACAGCGCGAUGACGGCCAAAUCUGAAGCAUGUUAUUUAAAGUGCUGUAAAAUUGUGACUAUCAGUCUGAUGGUCAUGAAAUAUGGUAGGGUGGUAGGAAAUAGAAUGAUGUACAAAUGUGUGAAUUUUUUUACUGUGACAAAUAUAUAAGGAAAAUGCAGGGUUUCCAUUUUUUGACCACCCUGUUUAUAUUAGGCUAAGUUCAGAAGAACAUCAUAUUGUUAUGUACAGCAGAGGUUUUGAACCCAUCGAACCCCCUACACAAUGUAAAUGUGACAUGUACAUUAUGAUUAUAUACUGUUAGUCGCCUAUAGCAGACACCUCUCAAUUUAUAUCGCAUAUAUUUCCGUACAGAUAAACAGUGAAAAUGCCAUGACAUUUCAGAAAUUACAUGUUUCAUAAAUAACUUACAAUUACUGAUCAAAUCCAACCGAAUUUGAAUUCUUAUUUUAAUGUUCAUCGGUUUUAAGAAAUGUAUUACAAUUCAUUGUAUCAGUACGUUACUGUUGAAUUUAAAAAGAAAUCAAGUGCAAAUAUUUUGAUGAAUAAAUUAUACAAUUGCAAACAUCUUGAAACAUUUACUCCAAAAUAUUGUUAGCUUCCCAUUGUAUUUGUAUUGUAAUGUGUUUUAUUGUAUUGUAUCGUAUUGUAUUGUAUUGUACAUUGGACAUAACCCCUAAGCUAUGUCACUCUCAUAUCCCAUCCAUUUUUAGGUCAGUGAAGCAUGCCAAAAUCUCAAAUAAUCCAGGCAUCUCCAGAGAUCGUUUUUCGAAGGCUUUGAUGUUUUUGCUUUCAUCUUUACUUGAAAAACCGUUUUUACGGUAACCAUGGUAACUAUAAGGCGUUGGUAACCUUGACAACCUGAUAUUUGAAGGAUAUCCACCUAUUGGUAGUUGGAUCUUUUUGGCAAAAAUAAUAUCUUCUACACAAAUUUUGUGCAUAAACGUGCAUCUAGUUGAGCUAGUCAUCUGAAAAUCUCAUGGAGUUGCUCCGUGAAGCCUAGUUUUGAUGUGCUAAAUAACAAGUCAGAUAUCAUGUAGAGAAACAAGUUAUGCAGUAUUAUGUGUCUGUUAAAGCUAAGGAGGGGAGAAUAUAUUUAUUGGACACCCUGUACAUGUAAAUGGAUAUCCCUGCCAUGUUAGGUAUGGCAAGUGAUUUUAGACGAUCAUAUAUUUCACCAUGAGUACUUCUGGCCAUAAAUACAAUGGAUUUUAUUAAAACAAUAUAUUUUCUUUCAAGUGAAGUCCCCACGAAAAUAAAAAUAUCAACCCAACUCUCUGAAGAAGAAGUAUGCACUAGGACCCUACUUCGACACUUUUUUAAGACGUUAGGCUUAUUUUCUAAAAAGGAUCUUGUUUUUCUCAAUUUAAACAUAUCCAAAAUUUCUUCUUCACUUUAUUAACAAUUCCUGAAAGGGGGUGGGGUUUGAA